This is a messenger RNA of Pseudogymnoascus verrucosus, 1062 nucleotides long. RefSeq lists its product as uncharacterized. Gene Ontology annotation, biological process: L-threonine metabolic process. The coding region runs from base 1 to 1062 and encodes 353 amino acids. The transcript has a single exon. The record is from RefSeq and is a predicted model, not a curated record. NCBI's taxonomy places the organism in Eukaryota, Fungi, Ascomycota, Leotiomycetes, Thelebolales, Thelebolaceae. Gene Ontology annotation, molecular function: homoserine kinase activity; ATP binding.
AUGGCCGCCUCUAAAUUCACAGUCCGAGCUCCUUGCUCGUCGGCCAACAUUGGUCCUGGCUUCGAUGUCAUCGGCCUCGCUCUGUCAAUGUAUCUCGAGCUCAAAGUCACCGUCGACCCCUCCGAAACCACCUCGCUCCCCCUCAACUGCCGCAUAACCUACGAGGGCGAGGGCGCCCCCGACGUCCCCCUUGACCCAGAGGUCAACCUCAUCACCAAAGUUGCCCUCUACGUCCUCCGCUGCCACGGCCAGCGCGUCUUCCCCAAGAACACCCACGUCCACGUCAUCAACCCCAUCCCACUCGGCCGCGGCCUCGGCUCCUCUGGCUCCGCCGUCGUCUCCGGCGUCGUCCUCGCCAAUGAGGCUGGCAAGCUCGGCCUCUCAAAGGCUCGCAUCCUCGAUUACUGCUUGAUGGUCGAGCGUCACCCCGAUAACAUCGCCGCGACCCUCUACGGUGGCUUUGUCGGUACCUACCUCAAUGAGCUCAAGCCCGCUGAUGUCGCGCGCCUUGAGAUCCCGGUCUCGGAAGUCCUCUCCAACACCGGCGGCGUGGAUACGGGCCUGAACCCCCCGGAGCCGCCAUUCAACAUUGGACAUUUCCAUAAGUUCAAGUGGGCGCCGGAAAUUAGGUGUAUUGUCGUGAUCCCGGAUUUCGAGGUCGCGACGGCGAAGGCGAGAGAGGUGCUGCCGACGAGCUAUACUAGACCUGAUAUCGUGUUUAACCUGCAGCGCGUGGCGCUCCUGCCUACGGCUCUGGGCGAGUCGCCACCAGACCCGGAGUUCAUCUACCUGUCGAUGCAGGAUAAGAUCCACCAGCCAUACCGCAAGACUUUGAUCCCAGGGUUGACGGAGAUUCUGUCGAGCAUAUCGCCCAAGUCGCACCCAGGUCUCUUGGGCACUUGCCUCAGCGGUGCUGGACCAACCAUUAUGACACUGGCGACUGACAACUUUGAGAGUAUCGCUGAUCAUCUGAUUUCGGAAUUCAAGAAGGAGGGCAUUACGUGCGCAUGGAAGCUGUUGGACCCGGCGCAGGAGGGGACGACUGUUACUUAUGACGCUUAA